Nasonia vitripennis (jewel wasp) is the source of this 4685-nucleotide messenger RNA. RefSeq names its product protein THEM6. The transcript has 7 exons. Bases 968 to 1903 code for a protein of 311 amino acids. The record is from RefSeq and is a predicted model, not a curated record. Lineage: Eukaryota; Metazoa; Arthropoda; Insecta; Hymenoptera; Pteromalidae.
UUUACGCUUGCGCCGCUGCUCCCCUCGCAUCACUCUCUCGUUGCUCGUUGUGUGUGCGCGCGCGGCGUCGCCGAUGCCAAGCGAGAGAAGACAUCGCGCCGGCUUGCCGAGGACAGCUUCAGUCGUGUUUUGGCCGACGCCGCGGUGAAAGCGAAAGCGCGAACGAGACCGAGAUCGUCGCGGGUACAGCCGCCGCUUGCCUUUUUUCUUCUUCCUCUCGUCUCUCGUUUCUCGUCUCUCUCUCUCUCUCUCUCUCUCUCUCUCUCUCUCUCUCUCUCUCGCGUGCGCGGAUCGAUCGCGUUGUUGCCGUCGGCGACGGGCCGAGAGGAUGUGCUGGAGUGGAUGGUGCGAGUCGAACCGCUGACGUCGCGGUGGUGCUUGCUGCUUUUACUGCUGCUGCUGUUGCUGUGCUGUAGGCCGGAGCUUUCGUUCUAUUCGGACCGCUGUUGCUGGAAGCUGCAGGCAAGGAGGGAUUGGAGAGAGACUUGAUGUUGGCAGGGCUUCCACGUGCCACAAACAAUCAUCCAAAGCUCGUCGCUCACUCUACUUGUUUACUGGGGUCAUUCUGCCGCCCGAUAAAGUCUUCCAAGUGUAAAACGAGGCGCAGUCUUUCAUCCGAGAUCGUCGACCUUCUCCCGCUGAGGUUGGCCUGGUCGUCGUAGCUGCGGGUCCGCUUCUACUAAACACAGAUGAUGACCGGACGAAGAUCGAGUUGUGGUCUUUUUCAUUCAGCGACGGGGAUGACGACGAGCAGCGAAUCGACCGCCUCUUCUUCUUCUUCUUUUUCCGCAGUGUACGUUGUCAGUGCCAAGAGACGCUGACGAGUGUGCGAGUAGUGGAUGUGUGUCGGUGGAAUAUAGAAGAGAUUCUUUGUGAUAAAAAAAGUGCCAGUGCGCGAGAGGUUUUUCCCUCAGCUUUUUGGGAAGAAGAGAGGAUCGGAGAGUUUAAUGAGGCUAGCGGUUGCUGGAUGAGCCUGAGAACGUCGUCUUUUAUCCACCGAACAAAGGACAAUCCUCCACGAGUAAUCUCCCACUUUCUCACUGUACGAUCCGCAGACCCUAAGAAUCAGCAAGUUGAAGGAGCCGGAGGCGCGGCAGCGAAUAAAGGAAGCAAACGAGCAGAAAGGAAACAAAGAAACAGUUCGCCCAGUCAUGAUCACCUGCUGGGUACUGGUCGGCGCGCUCGGGGCGAUGGUGCUCCUUCACACGCUCUUCGAGGUCCACUACUUCUUGCGCAUGAUCAUCACGGUCUUCCUGGCGCGCUUCUGCAGGAAACGCGUCCACAUACUAGACGAAACUUCCGUCUACGGUCUCUGCACGACGACCGACAUAGACUGGCUGCUCUACCACAUGAACAACGCGCGUUACCUGCGCGAGCUCGACUUUGCCAGGGCGGACUUCUACGAGCGCACGAAUCUCUAUCGCGAGAUCUGCUCGCAGGGCUCGGGUGUGGUACAGGGCGCCUCUACGAUACGCUAUCGCAGGUUCCUCAAGCCGCUCUCGAUCUUCAAGAUCACGUCGAAGAUAAUCUACUGGGACGAGAAGACGAUCUUCAUGGAGCACCGCUUCGUCACGCCGUCGGAUGGCUUCGUGAGGGCGAUCGCGAUAUGUCGGCAGCGGCUGCUCGACUGCAGUGCCGAGGCUGUGAUGGGCGUCCUUAUCGAUCGCGGCGUCAAGCAGAACGGGAGCGUGGAGGCUGGCGUCACGCAGGUACCACACGUGCGACCGGAAAUGCCACUGGAGGUGGCCCGCUGGUUGGAGUGCAACGACAUCUCCUCGGCGAAUCUGCGCCAGCAGGCACCAGCUGCGCCCCAGACACAGUCUCCGGUGCCACCACCGCCUCAGGCGGUAUCGACGCACUGCUGACGACCGGAGGAUCAAGCGGCGAGUUCCGCUCACAAUAAUGCGCCGAACGGCUUCUUCGAUGCCCAGCCAAGCAUGUGCCAGACGACGCUCGUCUGAGCGCUUCCUGUUUACGCGCCUGUGAAGGCUGACCGGUGUGUCGCUGCGUUUAUUAUGUCUUUCUACUGCAGUCCUGUCGGUGUGGAGGGGAUAGGCGGUACUUUGAGAUUUUUCUGGAGGAAUAUAUAAAACGUUGCGAAAAGUUGCGAGUAGAUAAGUUCCGGGUGUGGUCGGGCGAAUUUUUUGUUUUAUUUCGUUUGAGAGUGGAUCGAACGUCGUUGACGUUGGGAAAAAGAGUACAAAUCCAGAGAGGCAUCGAAUUUGUUAUACGCAUUCUAUUUUGAAGGAUCAUGGCCUAGUCGCGUUUGAUUGCCUUUACAAUGAUGGAAACGUUUAGAAUUACAUUCUAGAGUCCCUUUUAUCGAUUACAUCACGAGCGCGCGCUGAUGUCUUCGUGCAGUAAGGCAGAACGCUUGAAAUCAGUCAAGGUUUAAUUUAGAAGGUAUGAGCGGUGAUGGUAAUGAAUGAUCGACAGUGAAAAACCAAUGGUAGGGAAUAAUCAAUCGUUUCACGCAAAUUAAAGUCUGCCGUUCUUUGUUAUUACUGGAAUUUUACGCUGACGUGUAAUAAAGGUCGAACAAAUGCCAACAUUUUGUUUUCCACUCGGAGCAAUUAGUUUUUGAGAUUAGAACAAUAUCAGUAUAAUUGUUCAAGUUUUCACUUAUAAUGCGCAACACUGAUGUAGCUAAUUUAUUGAAAAUCCAUGCCGACAGGACUGAACGUCAAUCGACUAUCUCUAUUUCAAGAAUGAAAUCGCUAGACCAGAAAAUUAAAUUAUAAGGGGGUAAGGCUGUUAUAUACGAAGAGAGGUACUUAAGUAUAAGGGCUUAAGAUAUAUUAUAGAAAAUGUUAUGCGAAAUCGAGGUAGCCGAUUGUUAACUUCUCAAUGCCACGUUUAUUUUAAUUGAAUUUAUUUUAAGAAUAAACGCAUACACGAUGCUCGCAUACAUUUCACUCUGCGAAUGUUGAAGCAUCUAGUGCAUUUACCUUGCAUUUUUCGACUGAAUUGUAAACGAAGCGAUUUCAUAUAUCGCUUUCUCGUUUUCUUAUUUUUGUAUGCGCAAGUAGGCGAAUUUUUUAAGAAGAAAGAAACAAAGACGCGUCCGCCUUUUCGAGCGAUCGAAAAGCGUCGAAACGAAUGGUCCAAUGUUGAGAUAUAUGAUAGUCAGGGCGACAAUCAACGAGAUUCGAUGGAUUGCCUAAAGUGUGCGCCGGUGACAUUGGUUGAGGGAGAUACAACAUAUUAUAUAUUAAAAAUGUUCCAUUUCGUAGUAGCCUUAUUUUUGUGUCCGGUAUAGUCGAGUUACUUAUGGGAAAGUAUACUUUGCGAUUGUUGAGGGUUUAGAGUGUAGUAUGAGUUUCAGUUUCUGUUGAACGUAAGAGCAUAAUUUAUAUGAAUCACUAUUGUAGAAUGAUGAGAGGGGCAUUUUUCGCUAUUAAAAGUAUAUACAAUUGAGUAUUCUUGAAAGUUCUUCGAAAAGCGAAACUUCGCCAGGAAAGUAUUGACAUUCUCAUUAUUAACGAAAGAAAUAUUGUUACUUAUUCUUCUACAUUAUACGUGACGGGAAUCAGGCAUUCAAAAGAGUCAGGGUAUGUAUACUUAAACUAAUCGAGAAAUAUUUUCAUAAGGAACUAUAUCUUCCUCUAUGACGAUUAACUCAUAAAUUGUUGAUUCUUCGUGUGAAAAAAUUUGUAAUGUGCAGCGCUAUGCAUAUUUUGAAUGCUUUUAUACUUCGUUGUUGAGAUCUCUUUGAACUUAAACCUUUUAUUAUAUUUUAUAAAUAUGAUGAGCGAACGGAUUAUGAUUUUAUAUAAUACGUGAAAAUGGCCAAUGUACUUUUACGUUCAUGUAUAUACUGUAUGUACACCUAUAUCUUAUAAAAUUAUUGCUCUUUGAUAACGGAAUAUAAAUACUUAGGUAGGGCUUGGAAAGGACCUUUUGGAUCAUUAUGAUGAUUAAUAAAGUGUAUUAUUUUUAUCUGAUAACAACGAUAAUGAACUUAAAAAAGUAGUCUGAAAAUUUCGAUUAUCAAGCUAUGAUGAGUAAUCAAAAUUUGUCUAUUAUCGUAUAAAUUAUUUUAACUAGUCUAUUAGAAACAUUUAAGAAUUGCUUUUUACAAUUAUUAUUUACGAAUAGUGUUUUUAGAAUACUUGGCAUUCGAAAAAUACUAAGCUCGGGCCAUAUUCAGCCAAAGACUAAGAGUUGCAUUGAUAACUUAGAACAGAAAAAGAAUGAAAAAUGCGAAUUAUAAAUUGCGCAUAAGUACUUAAUGAAAACUUGAAUAAAGUUAUCCUAGAAUAUAAAUCUUAUAUAGCUACAAUCGUUGUUGGACAUUGCUGUUAUACUAUUGGCAUUCAAAUAUUUAGAUUCCAUAUAUUUUCUUCAUUUGUGAUCUUCUAAAUACAAAGUAAAUUACGAGUGUCUUGAUGACGACUCCUUUACGCUUGAAUUUUUUGUUCGACAGUUGAUCAAGCUUAAACAAAUUUCAUAAGUAUUCUGUAAUGUCUAGCACUCGUUUAAAUCAUUAUAAUAUAAUGAUUUUUGAGCAUUAUGUUAAAUAAUAUUACGUUUUAAUGUAAUAUCAAAAUUAUCCAGGUUAUUUACCUAUGCUGUGAAUUUUUAACAUUACCUACGUUCCGUCAUCACGUAAAAGCAUUUUGUAUGCGAGUUGAUCGCUUGAAUUAUAUGUUAUACUAUAUCGAUAAAUAAAUGCCUACGCAUUA